Molecule: messenger RNA, 1040 nt
Organism: Pelagomonas calceolata
Lineage: Eukaryota; Pelagophyceae; Pelagomonadales; Pelagomonadaceae
Source: the annotation of a GenBank genome assembly
CGAGUACGUAAUUGCACAGCAAACGGACCCUGCGAAACCUCUUUACGCAUAGUUGUUGCAGCACCGAGCACGCAACUUGGAUCGCUUCCAACACACGGCUAUAAUAUCCACUGCCAAAAACAGCUUUGCAUACCAUGAGAUCAGCGACGCUGCUCGUCGCGUUGCAUUCGACGCAAGCGCUGCUGGCACCCAGCACCGUCACGAAAACGCCGGCGAGGGCCGCGCCGACGGCGAACGAGGAACGUGAAAUGUGCCGCGCAUUACCGUGGCUCGAGCGGCCAGCGGGUCUGGACUCGCUGAAGGACGCGGACUACGCUUUGUAUUUGCAGGCCGGCGAUUUUGGGUUUGACCCGCUCGGCUGGGCGGAAGUAGGAUGGGGUCUGAACGAGGGCGAGAGCCAGGACGAGCGCGACGACCGCUUGUACGCCUACCGCGAGGCGGAGCUGAAACACGGCCGCCUCGCCAUGCUCGCGGCCGUGGGCUGGCCGCUGAGCGAGCUCUACGACGGCCGGCUCUCGAUGCGGUUGGGGAUGCGACCCGAGCUCGUGAACGUCGACGACAGCGGCGUCGGCCUCGCGCCGUCAUUACUCAACGGCGGCCUCGGCCAGGUGGCGACGGGCUACUGGGGCGUCGCCUUGUUCCUCGGAGCGUAUUGGGAGGGCAUCGGCGUGCGGCGGCUCAAAGGCCGCGCGCGCGAGGGGCAGAAACGCGCGCCGGGCGACCUGGGCUUCGACCCCCUGGGGUUGUUGCCCGACAAGAGCGCACCAGAACGACGAAAGCGCAUGCUCGAGCAAGAAUUGACGCACGGAAGGACCGCCAUGCUCGCCAUCGUCGGGUUUGCGAUCCAGGAGUUCCUCACGAAGGUGCCGGUCGUCGAGGAGACGCCGCAGUUCUUCGUGCCGCCCGAGGGCGUCGAGCAGGCCUUCUUCCCGCACGUCGGCGAGAACUUUUUCUUGCGCAAGGACGUCGAGGCCGAGUUCUACCUGUUCGAACUCGUCGGCGAGAUCCUCAAGGGCUUCCUGCCCACGGUGCCCCACUAG